Messenger RNA from Folsomia candida, 1668 nucleotides. RefSeq names its product pickpocket protein 28. The transcript is spliced from 10 exons. Gene Ontology annotation, biological process: sodium ion transmembrane transport. Bases 1 to 1668 code for a protein of 555 amino acids. Gene Ontology annotation, cellular component: membrane. The record is from RefSeq and is a predicted model, not a curated record. Gene Ontology annotation, molecular function: ligand-gated sodium channel activity. NCBI's taxonomy places the organism in Eukaryota, Metazoa, Arthropoda, Collembola, Entomobryomorpha, Isotomidae.
AUGGGGCAUCCACUGGUCGUGUCAACGGAAACUAACGAAGUUGCAAUUGGGGAUGUUGACUUCCCACAAGUCACAGUCAGCCUUCCUGGAGGAUUUAACUACAGCGCGAUGGUUAAUGCCGAACGGAAUUUCUUACUGGCAAAGAUCGGUAAUGAUGUGGCUGAGGAUGAAUUCAGUUGGAGCCGUAAUGAUGCUGGUGGUCUUCUGCAAAUUAUCGAUCAAACAUGUUCCUUGGAUACUACAUAUGCUGGAUUGAACGAAGUUAACAAUCAGGAUAACAAUAACUUCAUCAAAAGUGUGAACAUCGACGGCUAUCAUUUAUAUGACGAUCCAACAACUAAGACAAUCAAGGAGAGAAUUAUUCCAUUUCUUAAAAAGGCAACAUAUAAUUGCGGCGACGUUAUCACUGGAUGCUUUCUCAACAGGAAAUCUAUCAACUGUGGUUUACUUUUCAAGAAACGGUUUUCGGAGUGGGGUGGAACAUGCAUGUUCAACGGUAUCCCUGGACCAGUUACAAGAAAAAUCCAGACAAUGCAGAGCGUUCUUAGCUUGGGGGAGUAUACCGCCGAAGAGAUCGAGAAAUGGAGUGUGGCUAAUCUGGACAAAGAUAUUCAGCAGAAAGAUGAAAGGGUUACAAAUAAAGGUGUCGACAAUAGUCGUACCCCAUGGCGACAAACAUCUCCCGGACGAACGUCGGGCUUAUCCUUCAUCAUAAAGGACGAGUCAGGUGAAAAAGGAAGCGUGCAUGGUGAAGGCACAGGGUUUAUUCUUACCGUUGCCCAUCCCUCUGACGAGCCAAAAAUUAAGAGGUUUGGGAAAUCCCUGCCUUUCGGGCAUGAGGUUUUUAUUUCGAUCACCCCAAUCUUGCUAUUGGCGGAUGAUGACAUCAAGAAAAUGGAACCGGACGAACGUGGUUACUAUUUUGGCGAUGACAAGGGAAAUGCAGAGCUAAAGUAUUACCAUAAGUACACGAAACGAAACUGCUUCGAGGAAUGUAUUUCUGACGCGGUCUUCAAUCAGUGUAACUGUACAGCAUUUGUGGCUCCUGAGGAAAUGUACGAUCUAGGCAUUCUAUCUGCUUGCCAAGCCUGUCUACCAAAUUGCCGACAGACCAAGUACACAAUCUCGGUUACGUCAAGUCCACUCACUCAGAAACACAUGACUGAGUACAGGGGGAGAUAUAAGGAGCAAUUAGAAAAUGAUGACACGUUCUCAAUCGUGUACGUCUACUUUGACAUGGAUUCAUACCAAGCGUCCCGACGAAGUGCCAGAUACAGCACUUUCGAAGAAGUCGGUCUCGUUGGGGGCACAAUUUCCAUGAUCACUGGUCUGACAUUGUUGGAUCUUAUCGAAGCAAUUGUCGUCAUCGCGGCUCUAAUUGCAGCUCAGCACAAGAUAAGGACAAUUGUCAGCAGCAUGGAAUUUAAUUGGGGCAGAUUUAUUCCACGCUUGACAUGGUUUGUCCCACCUCUCCAAGAAAUGAUUGAGCUACCCGUAAUUAAUGUCGACCCGUUGGACGCCCAAGAAAUUGUUGAUGGGUUUACGAUUGAUGUCGAGCCUCUGGAACCCCAAGAAACUGUCGAGCACCCAAUUGUCAUUAGUGGCCAAGCUGGAAAUCCUUCCCCUCCCCUGCACCCUCUGGAAGAUCUUCCUGGAUUUAUCGUCUGA